Mollisia scopiformis is the source of this 709-nucleotide messenger RNA. RefSeq lists its product as uncharacterized. The record is from RefSeq and is a predicted model, not a curated record. NCBI's taxonomy places the organism in Eukaryota, Fungi, Ascomycota, Leotiomycetes, Helotiales, Mollisiaceae. Bases 232 to 600 code for a protein of 122 amino acids. The transcript is spliced from 2 exons.
UCUAAAAUUGCAAUCCUUCCAUACUCUUGUCGAAGACAUUGUGCGACGAACUAUUACUAGCACGCAAUACGCUGCAAUCCCUCCUUAAGCUUGUAGAAGCCAUUGUGCGAAAAGUAUCACUACUGUACUCGACAAUUGCAAUCCUUCCCUAGUCUUGUCAAAGACAUUGUGCGAUGAGUUAUUACUAGCAUAGAGCUGUUGACUUCCUUCAGCUACCUAUAAAGGUGUCCUAUGUCCUCAUCUGCUGAACACAAAACAUCUCAUUCUCUAUUCACCAAAGCACCAGUACCUCCACAAGCAUUUGUCAAUCACAAACCAAGUAUCUUCUUCAUUUCCACGAGUUUAUCUACAUUCUCACUCAACCAAGUCACCAUGCGUUACUUCCUCGCCCUCGCUCUCGCCAUGGCCACCGCGGUCAUCGCCGCUCCCGCCCCGCAAUCAGGGCGCGAGAUCAACAAACGCCAGGAUAUAGACUGGGCGUGGUGUGUCCUGAGCACGGCGAACUGGGACACUUGCUGCGCCGAAUAUCCAGAUCAGUGCGAGGGCAGCCCAUUCCCGAUUUGCAUUGAGGAUGAUAAUGGGGAUGAGAUCUGUCCGUAGGCCUCAGGAUCUUUGAUAUUUUGCUAGAGGUUUGGUGCCGAAGAAGCUUCCUCUAGUUGUUUUGUCUUGGAAUUCUGUUGUAUGUUGCUUAUUGGAGAGAAAUACAAAC